Molecule: messenger RNA, 1069 nt
Organism: Diospyros lotus (date-plum)
Lineage: Eukaryota; Viridiplantae; Streptophyta; Magnoliopsida; Ericales; Ebenaceae
Product: 3'-5' exonuclease-like
Exons: 1
Coding region: 144-773 (209 amino acids)
Biological process (GO): nucleobase-containing compound metabolic process
Cellular component (GO): cytoplasm; nucleus
Molecular function (GO): 3'-5' exonuclease activity; nucleic acid binding
Source: RefSeq, a predicted model, not a curated record
CCUUGUAAUAAAGAGUGGGCCUGCCUCUUUAACCGCCUUGCUAUAUCAGAAACUGUCCUUUUAAUUGACAAAAUCCUCUCGUCUCGCUCCAUGCUCUCUCCCCGCGGAAUUCCCUCUCCGUUUCUUUGUCAAACCGUCCCUAAAUGAUGCUUGCCAACGUUGUGAGAUGUGAGUCGUCGGACGACGACCAGCAACUCUACAACGUCUUCGUCGAUGACGACCGGAUCAUCACGACAGUCACCCAUUCGCCGGGUUCCGUCAACUCUUGGAUAUCCGAAAUCGAGCGCAUCCACCGCCGCCGCCUCCACAAGCUCAUUGUUGGACUCGACAUCGAGUGGCGGCCACACAGCCGCUACCACCAGAACCCAGCCGCCACGCUCCAAUUGUGCGUCGGCCGCCGCUGCCUCAUCUUCCAACUCAUCCACGCCCCGUACAUCCCCCAGUCCCUCGUGGACUUCCUCGGCAACUCUAGUUACACCUUCGUCGGUGUCGGAAUCGACGGAGACGUCGGUAAGUUGAGCAGGGAUUACGGUUUGGAGGUGGAGAGAACCUUUGAACUCCGCGACUUGGCGGCGGAUGAGUACGAUAUGCCGGGGCUUCAAAACGCGGGGUUGAAGACUUUGUCCUCGGUGGUGCUCGGAAUAUCGGUUGAAAAGCCAAGGGAGAUUACGAUGAGUCGGUGGGACUAUCGGCAGCUUUCCCUUGAACAGGUACGGUAUGCAAGCUCCGAUGCCUUCCUUUCCUUUGAGAUUGGAAGGGUCUUGAGUGAUUAAUUAGGGUUUUUGAGUCUAGCAAAAUGAAGAAAUAAAAAAGAAUUAGGGUUUUGGAGAAGUACAUCAAUAGUUGAACGAAAUGGUUCUUGUGGGGAUUUUGAUCGAUCUAUCGAUCGGUUGGUGGGUUUUUUCUGUUUUCUUUUUUCAUGUUUCUCGCUGCAGGUUCAGUGACUGGAUAGUGUCUCUGUUUUUGGAGUGGCGAUUCGUCUACUCGUCAAUCUUUGCGACGUUAUGACGACACCGUUUAUUGUCUCCCCAUCGUAUCGUAUCGUAUCAAGAACAAAUGUUUGUUGGAA